Alosa sapidissima (American shad) is the source of this 1955-nucleotide messenger RNA. It is a transcript of the gene elovl7a, whose product is annotated as ELOVL fatty acid elongase 7a. Lineage: Eukaryota; Metazoa; Chordata; Actinopteri; Clupeiformes; Clupeidae. Gene Ontology annotation, molecular function: fatty acid elongase activity. The coding region runs from base 35 to 1045 and encodes 336 amino acids. The transcript is spliced from 8 exons. Gene Ontology annotation, cellular component: endoplasmic reticulum membrane; endoplasmic reticulum. The record is from RefSeq and is a predicted model, not a curated record. Gene Ontology annotation, biological process: fatty acid elongation, saturated fatty acid; fatty acid elongation, monounsaturated fatty acid; very long-chain fatty acid biosynthetic process.
UUCAGGCCAAUCAGGGGUGAUAGCGUGAUUGAGGAUGAACGCCACCGGGAAGUCUCCGCCUAGCUUCGCUGAGGUCCGUGCGAGACUAGUAACCAGCGUGAACACACCCCUUCCAAAUUGUCUUCAUCAGCAAUCAGACCUCAUUGCGUGGGGCUUUAAUCCCUGGCUGAAAUGGCAUUCAGCGAGUACACUUAUAGAGCUGUGCAUCUGUAUGAUGAAUGGCUCAAAGAUGCCGGUCAACCCUAGGUUGGACGGCUGGUUUCUCAUGUCGUCCCCGUUUCCACAAACGGUCAUCCUUCUUUCCUACAUCUACUUCGUCAAAUCACUGGGGCCUAGGUUGAUGGAGAACCGCAAGCCCUUUAACUUGAGGCCGAUCCUCAUUGUCUACAACUUCAGCUCAGUGGCACUGUCCGUUUACAUGAGUUAUGAGUUUGUCAUGUCGGGAUGGGGGACAGGAUACAGCUUCAAAUGUGACCCCGUGGACUAUUCCCACUCUCCACAGGCUAUGAGGAUGGUUCAAACCUGCUGGCUGUACUAUUUCUCCAAGUUCACUGAACUGCUGGAUACAAUUUUCUUUGUUUUGCGUAAAAAGAACAACCAGAUCACCUUCCUCCACGUGUACCAUCACGCCAUCAUGCCUUUCACCUGGUGGUUUGGUGUAAAGUUUGCUCCAGGCGGAAUCGGAACCUUCCACGGCCUUCUGAACUGCAUUGUCCAUGUCAUCAUGUACACCUACUACGGCCUGUCAGCCUUGGGGCCUUCUUUCCAAAAAUUCCUCUGGUGGAAGAAGCAUCUCACAUCAAUUCAGCUGAUCCAGUUUGUCAUAGUCACCUGUCACAGUAGUCAGUAUUUCUUCAUGGAGGACUGCGGCUACCAGUACCCCAUCUUUGUGUACAUCGUCGCCCUCUAUGGCAUGGUCUUUCUGCUGCUCUUCCUCAACUUCUGGUACCACGCUUACACCAAGGGCAAGAGGCUCCCCAAAGUGCUGCGGGCCAAGGGGCCCGACCCCAAUGGAAAUGGGGUGCUCUAUAACAAAGAUGAGUAGAGGCUUGACCGGACGGCAUCUACACGCUGACAAUCGCUUGAAUCUCCCGAGACUCUCUUUGGUUAACCUGGUGAAGAAUGUUGGUUUAGAAGUACCCAUGCAAUGCUGUUGUCGUUGGGGCAUUUGUCUUAUUUUGUUCUUUCCUUCCCUCGUUAGAACAUCUCAUAAAGGGACUUUUUAUGCCAUGGUAGCAUUCUACAAGCCUUUCUUCUACAAGCAAUUUUUACAUAUCCAAUCCAAGAUAUUUUAAUGUUUUUUGUAUAUUUUGUUGUAAACUUUUUUUUUUGUAUAUCCUAGCCAUCAGAGUUAAGCAGUUUAGCAUGUUAAUACCACUGAAACGGAAUGAUGCUUUUUUAAAAAGGAAAUGCUAAAUGUUUACAGAUGUUGUUCUACUGCUCUUUAAUUUAUCUGACUCCCAUGAUAUCUUUGUGCUCAAUAGAGAAUCAAACCUGGCCCACUCUGUCACAACAGGACUAGUUAGCAUCCACCCCAUCUCUCUUAUGAAUACUCAAAGAAACCAUCACUUGAGGUUUCCUGUUUCUCCAAAGAUGUAAUGUUGCGUCAAGAGAUAGGGAAGGGGCUUGUAGCUGUCCAGCCCAGCAAAGGCUCCAGACUUGUACCAGUUGUGGUCCUCAGGACUGUAAUGUCCUUGGUUUGGCUUUGGACCUCUCCCCAUGACAUGUUUACCGAGUGUCUCUUAAGGACAAAUAAACACCGGUGUUAAAUGAUGGGAGAGUAUGAAAACUUGGCACAUCUUCUCUAAGGAAUAUUCUAGGUGAGGUGUUCUUGGUUUUCUCUGCCUGUCAGGAUGGCUUUUUUUAUAUAUAUAUAAAUAUAACAGAAUUGAAUGUAAAAAACAAAUGUUUUACGUAUAUUUAUAAUGUCCAAAUAAAUGCUGUUAUCACUGUUA